Pyricularia oryzae 70-15 is the source of this 1830-nucleotide messenger RNA. RefSeq lists its product as uncharacterized. Lineage: Eukaryota; Fungi; Ascomycota; Sordariomycetes; Magnaporthales; Pyriculariaceae. The transcript has a single exon. The record is from RefSeq and is a predicted model, not a curated record. Bases 713 to 1639 code for a protein of 308 amino acids.
AAAAGCACGUCUUAGAGUCUGCUGGGUCAGGGGCAAUUUGCCUGUUUAUGACUUGACCAGCCAGCCUCUGUCCGGGGGGGCGUUCUGAAUUAGGGAUAAUUGACGUUUUUUUAUGAUCUUCCAAGUCGGUUGUGCUCAGUGUCGAGUAGUAGUGUAUGUCAAGCCACGUGGUGUAUGUUCGGUUGGUCUUGGUCCUCUGCUCGGUUCCUCUUGCGUACGGCUUGGUUCUUGGCCCAAAUGACUGCGGGGUAGAUGGGAUCAAGAGUUAUCUGUCCUGCGGAAUGGCAUGCCAUGCUUCCGGGCGGGAGCGGUGCCUGCAAUAAUGCCAUUUUGGGCCAUGGAGAGCAGAGCCUCCGGCUAAAUUCGACGAUCCAUAUGUCGCUACCGUGUGAAAGGGAAAGACGGAGAACGACACGCCGAAAAGGACAACAAAGCUCAUAAUGAUUUCGUUCAUUGCUGCUGGUUUUUAUAUCACUGGAAACAGGCCACAUUUGAUGGUGAGUUGAAGAAGCAUUUUAUGUAUCGAUCUUGCUGCAAAUUAUACCCCUUUUUAUCUCUUCUUCUUUUGGUCUAUCCAAGUUUCUUUUCCCUAUCAAGUCUUUGAUAGUACAAAGUUGGUUGGCUGUUGACCCAACUAUCUUUGACGCCACAAUCCAAUAACAUAAAAGCACCACCCCCUUUUCCACCCCAGUUCCCCACAGCACCUUGUAAAAUGAAGCUCGUCGCCAGCAUCGCGCUGCUCUUCACGGCAGCCGCGACGGCCGAGGUGGUGGUCAGCCGGGUGGUGGACGACUUUCCCUGGUCGAACCCGUUCGGCGAGCACGAGACGCCGCCCGGGUUCGAGGCGACGUGCACGGCGACGCGGACCUUUGCCGCGCGUCAGCACCUGCUCAGCGAGCUGCAGAACGAGGAGCCGCUGGGCCUGAAGCCGUGGGCGAACGCUCUCAAGUACUUUUUCGGCGGGCGGCCUUUCCCGGGUAGCUGGGACGGGAUCGACGAGCACGGGCCCAAGCGCGACGUGGUGCUCAUGAACUUUACCGACAUGCCCGAGGCGGUCAAGAAGUGGUCAGAGGUGCAGCGCAGGGACAAGGAGAGCGACGGCAUGUGGCUGUACGGCGUCUACCACAAGAACAAGCCCGGCAUCAAGAUCAAGGGCACCGCCACGCCCCGGCCUCGGCCCACCGCCAGCGUGGUGGGUGGCGGCGAGGAGGAGGAGGAGCUGGACGCCGAGGCGGCGAGGCUGCCACCGGACGAGGACCUGGUGGUCAUGUUUGCGGCCGGCGCCGUCUACCACACGCUUCCGCUGUGGGUGGCCGAGGGCAGCGAGUGCGAGGCGGAGCUGGCGGAUCUGGAGCGGUACGGGCCGGUCCUCAAGGACGGCGGCGUCACGGGCUGGGUGGUGGACCGGACGGUGCCAGACCUCGACUCCGACAGCCGCGAGAUCAAGUUCACGGUCAAGGCGCAGGUGCUCAGAGAGACCGAGGCCGGCAAGAAGGCGCGCGUCGCGAGGGAGAAGGAGGAGGCCGAGGCUUCGGCGGCCGCCCUGGCCGCUUCGAGGUCCGCCGAUGGUGCCGAGGCUGAAAAGUCCAAGGAUGUGGCCGACGAAGCUGCGGCGACCGGUGCCAAGGAUGAGUUGUAAAGGAGAUAGUGUUUUUGCGAGUGUGGUCUCGCCUACAUAUUUUUUGGUGUCUUUCUUUUCCUUGUUAUCUUAGUGUGGGGGCAAAUGCAUCUAAAUUAUCAGGUAUUUCGUUGCAGAGGGUUCGGGCAGUUCCUUGUAUUUGGUCACCGGGCUAUAUAUUAAAUUAUACCCUCACUAUUAUAUAAAGUGCC